CUCUCAGACUACAUAGAUCUCCCCCUUCGCCUCGUCGUAUGGCCAGCUUUGCCGCCUGGUACAACCAUCAGUACUCGUCUUGGAACCGGGUUCGGAGCAUCCACCAGCAGCCGUACAUCGCCCGUGUGGAUACAAACACCUCCCGCACCGCGACACGCAUGGCAUCCCAGAACCCCGUCGUCAUCGACAUGGGCACCCCGGCUCCCGCCCAGGGCCAGGGCACGGCGCAGGCCGCCGCAGCGACUGCGGGCAGCAAGGGCAACGACACCCUCUUCGGGCCCAACAUCGGCGUGCUUGGCGGCGGCCCGGAGUGGACGGAGAGCCAGGACAAGAGCUCGGAUGUGCUUACGCCCGAGAUUGUGAAGGGCUGGAUUGCGAAGAGCAAGGAGACCCACUACUCUACCACAACACUGCAAGCACUGGUGAACCUCAAGAGGCCAACUUUGCGACUAUCACCCCUGGAAAAUGAUGCUUCUGAAGAUGCCGACCAUGUCGAUUCCCAGCAUCAUCACGCCUUGGAGUUCGAGUAUGACUGUGAUGCGCCGAAAUGUGCCAUCCGCGUGCACGUCCACCUGUCCCCCAAGCACCCCCUAGCGGGCAAGCCCGACGUCUCCGGCCUCUCCAAGCUGCUCGUCUUCGAGACGAUCACCGAUGGCGGGUUCGGCAAGUUGCUCAAGCUCGAAGACGGGGCGAUGCUCGAGCUGGGACGAUUUGACCACAAGCGGGCAUCGUCUCCAUCGGCCGAUGCUGCGCAGCCCUCCACCUCCACCGAGCCUGAGAAGGAGAAGUCAUCGUCCCCGGCCGAGACGCCUGCGUCCGAAGCUCCUCAUCAGCGCAAGAAGAGGUUCACGAACUUCCACUUCCGCAAGCGCCACCAAGACCGCAACGUCGCUGGGCCUGCGCUCGCCGUUCUGGAUGCCGACGCCCAGCCUGCCCAUGAAGAGGGCAAGUUUAAGGACGAGAAGGAGGAAGAGGAGGGCGUCCGGGUCACUAUUCGGUUGAGUGCGGUGGACGAGAACGGGAACGACCUUCCGUCGCCCAACGAGCAGGUUACGUACCUGCAUGUCGUCCGCUUUGGGGCGGCGCCCACUCCGGUGCAGGGCGCCGAGGAAGAAGAGGACAAGCGGCCGUGGGUUGUCAAGGUCGUCAAGCGUGAAGCUACGAUCGGACUCCACACCUUCCACCUCCACGAGAUCUAUGGCCUUUCGGCUAACUCGACCACAUCCUCCCAGCCUACCGCACCUCCCCCUACAGCUCAAUUGGAUACACACACCUACCCACCUACCGCACCUGCCACCACCACAGAUGACGAGCCGUCGUCCGAGUGCCUCCUCUGCUUGUCGUCACCCCGCGAGGUCGUCCUGCUUCCAUGUCGCCAUCUUGUCGCGUGCCGCGACUGCGCGCUGAACAUGAUUGAAUUCGGCGCUGGUGGUACCAUAGUGCAGAACGAGAGCGAGACUACUCCGGUUGCUGAGGGCGCCGUCGCCGAGGGUGCCGCCACUGAGGGCGCCACAGAAGGCGCAGCGACGACCGGCAGCGACGGUGCAACCGCAACUCCCGCUCCCGCCUCUGCUAUCCCCCCCGUUCAGGCAAGCCCUCGGCGGAAGCGCAAGGCCAAAGGCUGGUUCUGCCCCGUGUGCCGUCAACCGUAUACUUCUCUUCUCCGCAUUACGACCACACCUCCCGAGAAAGACGAGCACCGCGGGUCGACCGACCUCGAAGACCACAUCCCGCCUGCUGUCGCGGCCCCACCCGCGAGUGCACCUGCGGUCCCCCCUCCCGCUUCUGAGGCUGAGCAACGCAGGCUGAGAGGGAUCUUCAGGAGUGUGUUUGGACGGUUGGGACCGCCGCAGCCGGAUGUUGAGCGCGGGACGGCCCCGGCUGCGAACGCUACUUAGGCUGGUUGGCGUGCCGUUGACGUUGGCAGAUCCCCUUGGACGUCACACUCGUGAUGCUGAUAUGUCCGAAUCCCUCUGUUCGGAUGGAGGUGGAUGUACGAUAUGAUAUGUGGUGGGCAUCUCGUAGUCAUCUGUUCGUAGUCUGCUGAAGUUGUAUUCUUGUGCAUUGGUCAAGUUCGGGGAGGUUUAUGAUCUGUAUGCUCAUACUCUUUGUUUGUCGUUUUUCGAAAUUUCUAGUUGUUGUUUUUACGUUAGCUGGAUUCAAUACAAUACUACUUUGUUUCUAAAUCGUACUGACUCG
Dichomitus squalens LYAD-421 SS1 is the source of this 2199-nucleotide messenger RNA. RefSeq lists its product as uncharacterized. Gene Ontology annotation, biological process: protein ubiquitination. Bases 39 to 1898 code for a protein of 619 amino acids. Gene Ontology annotation, molecular function: ubiquitin protein ligase activity. Gene Ontology annotation, cellular component: cytoplasm. The record is from RefSeq and is a predicted model, not a curated record. The transcript has 5 exons. Lineage: Eukaryota; Fungi; Basidiomycota; Agaricomycetes; Polyporales; Polyporaceae.